AUGGGAAAGGACAAAGCCCCUGGCCCCGACGGCUAUCCCCCAAGCUUCUACAUCCACCACUGGGAAACAGUAAAUGAAGAUCUCACCGAGAUGGUGGUUCAUUUUUUCACCCAUCUUGAACUCCCACACUUUAUUAAUGACACUUCUCUAGUCCUAGUCCCAAAAAAAGACUCUCCAUCCACAAUCAAUGACUACCGACCCAUCGCGCUUUGCAAUGUAGCGUACAAAAUAAUCUCCAAGAUUAUUGCUACAAGAUUGAGAAACAUACUACCGAGGAUCAUAUCUCCAAAUCAAGCGGCAUUUGUUCGAGGAAGGCACAUUGCUGAAAAUACAAUGAUCGCAAGGGAAGUGGUGCAUUCUAUGAAUAAAAGACGAGGCAAACGAGGAUACAUGCUUUUGAAACUAGAUUUGGAAAAGGCAUACGACAAACUGGAUUGGGAUUUUCUCAUUUCGGUGCUUCAUCAAAUUGGUUUCGGAAGUCCUUUCAUAGAUUGGAUCAAAGCUUGCAUCUCCGUAGCUGAAAUCAAACUUCUGUUAAAUGGCUCAGUUGUUGGUAAAUUUAGUCCGGAGAGAGGACUCCGGCAAGGGGAUCCGUUAUCGCCAUCCCUUUACAUAAUGGCAGCUGAAGCCCUUUCUCACCUUCUCAUCAAAAAGGAAAAUGAAGGUGGGCUCAAAGGCUUCAAACUCGCUAGAAAUGGAACUCCAAUAACACAUUUGAUGUUUGCUGACGACAUCAUACUUUUUGGCGAGGCGUCUGCACGUGAAGCUAGAUCCCUCCUAGAUUGCCUUGAAUCUUAUUGUCAUAGCUCGGGUCAGAAAAUCAACUUCUUGAAGUCCUCUGUUUGCUUCUCCAAAGGUGUCUCGGCCAGAAAAGCUCAGUCAAUUGCAACGAUUCUGGGUGUGAGGAGAAUGAACCGAUCGGCCACCUACUUGGGACUCCCUCUAUUCCGGUCAACUAAGAGGACAGAGGAUACUAAACAUUUGGUUGAUCGUGUGAUUCAAAGAAUACAAGGAUGGAAAGUAAAGCUUCUAUCAAAUGCUGGCAAGAGUUGUUUGAUCAAGGCAGUAGGUUCGAGUUUGGCAAAUUAUGUGGCUUCAUCUGAUGUUAUUCCCGCAACUACCGCCAACAAGAUCGACAAACUUUUGAGAGACUUUUGGUGGGGCGACACAGAAGACAAGCGUAAACUUCACACGAUAGCCUGGGAGCGUCUUUGCAAACCAAAAACUAAUGGGGGAUUGGGGUUUCGAACAACGGAGAAUAUGAACAAGGCGUUCCUUAUGAAGUGGGCUUGGAAAAUUCUGAACUCAGACCGAUCCUUGUGGAGCCAACUUAUGAACGACAAAUAUAUGAAGAACGAAGGCUUCUUUGACAUGGAGAUUAAGGCCUCCGAUACAACACUUUGGAAGGCCAUUCUUCGCAUCCGUGGUGACUUCCAAAAAGGAAUUUGUCGGAAAAUUGGAAAUGGGAAUGCAACCUCCAUAUGGUUCGAUCCGUGGGUUCCAGGCGAGAAUAGACAACCAAUGCCCCGACUUGAUGCCUCUGAAGGAGUGAGUUUGGUAAGUAACUUUAUCUCGAACCAACAAUGGAACGAGGAGCUAGUUCGGAAAUGGUUCACAAGGGAUGAUGCUAAAAGAAUUCUCAACAUAUCCCUGCCUGAAAGCUCGACCAACGAUUCCUGGCUUUGGCUUCCGGAACAGAACGAUCAGUUCUCCAUUAAGUCCGCCUGUAGACUGAUAUCGAAUCAUAAUUCGAAUGCAAACUUGGACAGGAAAUGGAGAAUUAUAUGGGGUGCGAAAAUUCACAACCGAUUGAAAUUUCUGUGGUGGAGAAUCUUAUCCAAUUGCCUUCCCACCAAAGGUAAGAUUGGAUCCUUUUUUCCCAUCACUGAUAUAACUUGUGCGAAUUGUUCAUCCUCUGAGGAAAGUAGUUUCCACCUAUUUUGGGAGUGUACCCUGGCUAGAGCUAUAUGGUUUGGUUGUUCCUGGAACAUUAGAACAUCUAUUCCUUUCCUUUCAAAUUGGGAGGAGUGGAUGCAAUGGUUUAUUGAGCGAGAUAACAGACCAUAUGCUAUGAAUCUCAAUCGUUUCCUAGGAGGGGCUGCCCUUAUCUUUGAAAGUAUUUGGAAGGAGAGAAAUUCAAUCCUUCACGGAAAACAACCUAUCCCCUUGAAGGUGCGAAUUGACCAUAUAAAUAGUAGGCUGUGUGAGUUGGACUCUAUUCAGGAGUGCACCGACCCUCUUAAUACUGAGUGGAAUCCACCUCCGGAAGGGUGGAUUGCUUGUAACUCGGAUGUGGCCAUUGGUCAAUCUCAGUCUACGGGGGCAGUUGUAUUUAGAGACGCGUAUGGAACUAUCCUCGGCAUCUCAACGUUCAAAUCUCACUUCAGUGACCCGCUGCCAGGGGAGGUCGAUGCUAUCUGCGAAGGUGCGGCAGCAGCCAUAAACUUCGGCUUUAGAAAUGUCAUCUUCCAGAGUGAUUUGCUGAAUGCAGUCAGCGCAAUGAAAAGCAGGGAUUCUGAUGUCCAAAAGUUGCACUUCAACAUUCAAGACAAGGUAAAGAAGUUCAUCGAUCUCUCGGCGAAAUUCAACCUUCACGAGGUCAUCUGGACCCCUCGUUCGUGUAAUGGUGUGGCCCACUCUGUGGCUCGAUGGGCAAACCGAAACAACAUGUUUGGAGUUUUGGAUUUGGCCAAUUUUGAUGAUUUCCUGCAGUUGAUUGUUGCAGAUGGUCAUACUCGGUCCUAG
Cannabis sativa is the source of this 2745-nucleotide messenger RNA. RefSeq lists its product as uncharacterized. The coding region runs from base 1 to 2745 and encodes 914 amino acids. The transcript has a single exon. Gene Ontology annotation, molecular function: nucleic acid binding; RNA-DNA hybrid ribonuclease activity. The record is from RefSeq and is a predicted model, not a curated record. NCBI's taxonomy places the organism in Eukaryota, Viridiplantae, Streptophyta, Magnoliopsida, Rosales, Cannabaceae.